AUGAUCUCCUGUCAAGACUAUGGCAAAGGUGUUGAAGCAACUUUCAAAUUCUGCCCUUACUGCAGGAAACCUUUGCCUGCAGAGGAGCACGAGGGGUCCAAGACCUUUGUCAAGCUGUCUAUGUCAUCCUCCCAAGGCUCAAGGAGAAGGAGGAACACCAGUUCUGAAAUAUCUCCCAAGAAAGUGAAAUGGCCCAGCUGUGCUUCCUCUCCCCCAUCAUCCCUUCUCUCAGAAGGUGACAGUUCUGAAUCUGAAGAUACAUUGAGUACCUGUGAGAAACUCAAAGGUGCUGGCAGAUCCCCAACCUCCCGGAGCAGCCCUCGGACACCCAGGCAGAGCUCUCAGACACUGAAGUGGAGGCGGGUGACCACCUUGCUCAAGGCUUUGCCAGCGGGGACGGUGCUGAUAGACAAGAGUGGGUGGCACUGGAAGCUGAGAUGCCUCCAGAGCAGGGAUGGCCAGGGCAUUCUCUAUGAAGGUACACUCUGUCCACAGAAGAAUGACCCAUUGGGAUUGCAUCCGAUUGCUCCAUUGUCUUCAGAUUUUCUAUUGCAGCUGGGCAAUGGGAACCAGCAGCAGGAGACGGGAAUGUGGGAGGAGAUGGCCCAGAAAGCGGCCAGGAAGCCCGAGUGUGGUGAAAAUGGUGUCUCAGUGGACGAUCAGCCUCCUGUAAUGACUUGGAGCCUAAGCCAGAUGUGGAGGAAAUGGACUCAGAAGGCAGCCUGGACAGUGUGCUGGAGCCAUAGGCAGCAGCAGAAGUGUUUUGAAAUUGUGUGCGGAAACACAGAGAGACAAGGGAAGGCGAAUAGUCCCGAUCCGGUGCUUCAGGGAGGAGGUUCAAAAGGAAACGCAGCGGGGGACGAGGAGUGGGGGUGGGGAGAACUGUGUUUUGGCUCCCGUGCCGGCUAA
Messenger RNA from Delphinapterus leucas (beluga whale), 909 nucleotides. The record is from RefSeq and is a predicted model, not a curated record. NCBI's taxonomy places the organism in Eukaryota, Metazoa, Chordata, Mammalia, Artiodactyla, Monodontidae.